AUGGUUUCGACAGCCUAGAACGAGCGAAACGGCACUUCCGGGAAGAUGGCGGCGCACAGAUCACAGCUGGCACAUGUUUCUGCGGAGAGGACCUUGCACUAACGAGGGAAGAUAGUGACCCCUUUUCUUCUCUGGUGAGGGCCUGAGGACAGUGACUCUUUUCUCACCAUGAGUGUCACCCCAGAGGUCAAGAGUCGUGGGAUGAAGUUUGCUGAGGAGCAGCUGCUAAAGCAUGGAUGGACUCGAGGCAAAGGCCUGGGCCGGAAGGAGAAUGGCAUCACCCAGGCCCUCAGGGUAACGCUGAAGCAGGACACUCAUGGGGUGGGACACGACCCUGCCAAAGAGUUCACAAACUACUGGUGGAAUGAUCUCUUCAACAAGACUGCGGCCAGCUUGGUAGUGAAAACUGGGCAGGAUGGCGUACAGAUAAGGUGCCUGUCUAAGGAGACCACCCGUCAUGAUCAUGCCAAGCCCAACUUGCUGUAUCAGAAGUUUGUGAAGACGGCCACACUGACUUCAAGUGGGGAGAAGCCAGACAAUGACUUGGAAAGCUGCAGUGAUGACGACAGCCAGGGGCCCAAGCCUCCAAAGAUUCUGACUGAUGAGAUGAUGCUCCAAGCCUGUGAGGGGCGAACAGCACACAAGGCUGCCCGUCUUGGGAUCACGAUGAAGGCUAAGCUUGCUCGGUUAGAGGCCCAGGAGCAGGCCUUCCUGGCUUGUCUCAAAGGCCAGGACCCUGGGGUCCCUCAACUGCAGUCUGAGAGCAAGCCCCCACAAAAAAAGAAAAAGAAAAGGAAGCAGAAAGAGGAGGAAGAGGCCACGGCAACUGAAAGGAAUGCAGAAGAGUACCCAGAACACACUGACCAGAGUGUCAGAAAAAGCAAGAAGAAGAAAAGACGGCAUCAAGAAGAAAGUGUCACAGAUGAGAGAGAGGGAACAGCU
Messenger RNA from Physeter macrocephalus (sperm whale), 942 nucleotides. RefSeq names its product G patch domain-containing protein 4. The annotation marks the transcript as partial. The record is from RefSeq and is a predicted model, not a curated record. Gene Ontology annotation, cellular component: nucleolus. NCBI's taxonomy places the organism in Eukaryota, Metazoa, Chordata, Mammalia, Artiodactyla, Physeteridae. The transcript has 8 exons. Gene Ontology annotation, molecular function: nucleic acid binding.